CCCAGAAUGGAGAAGGUGGCAAUGAAGAUAUUGAUUAUGUUUGCUCUUGGAAUGAAUGACUGGUUUUGCUCAGGUUUCCCAGUGUACGACUACGAUCCGGCCUCCUUGAGGGAAGCCCUCGGUGCCUCUGUGGCAAAAGUGAAUUCCCAGUCACUGAGUCCAUUCCUGUUUCGGGCGUUCCGAAGCUCAUUACAGACAGUUGAGGUCCUGGGUGAGGACAACUUGAUCAUGACAUUGGCGUUCAACAUUCGAGAAACUACAUGUAGGAGAGAGUCCAGAGAAGACCCCUCUGCAUGUGCCUUCCAAGGGGGCUACUACAUGCCAACAGCUGUUUGCAGAAGCACUGUGCAGAUGUCUGCCGACCAGGUGCAGCAUGUACAGGUUCGCUGCCACUGGUCCUCCUCGUCCGAGUCUCACAGCAGCGAAGAGAUGAUUUUUGGGGACAUGUUGGGAUCCCCUCCAUGGAGAAACAAUUAUACACUUGGUCUCAUUUCUGACGAAUCCAGAAGUGAACAAUUUUAUGAUUGGUCACUUGAGAUCAUGAGAAGGGCUUUUCCUCCUCGAAAUAGAAGGUUCCCGAACUACCAGCACAGAGCAAGAAUAAAUACUGGCUUUGAGUAA
This is a messenger RNA of Cynocephalus volans (Philippine flying lemur), 621 nucleotides long. It is a transcript of the gene SPP2, whose product is annotated as secreted phosphoprotein 2. Gene Ontology annotation, biological process: bone remodeling. The transcript has 7 exons. Lineage: Eukaryota; Metazoa; Chordata; Mammalia; Dermoptera; Cynocephalidae. Gene Ontology annotation, cellular component: extracellular region. The record is from RefSeq and is a predicted model, not a curated record. The coding region runs from base 7 to 621 and encodes 204 amino acids.